This is a messenger RNA of Epinephelus lanceolatus (giant grouper), 5454 nucleotides long. It is a transcript of the gene gabrg2, whose product is annotated as gamma-aminobutyric acid type A receptor subunit gamma2. The record is from RefSeq and is a predicted model, not a curated record. Gene Ontology annotation, cellular component: membrane. NCBI's taxonomy places the organism in Eukaryota, Metazoa, Chordata, Actinopteri, Perciformes, Serranidae. Gene Ontology annotation, biological process: chloride transport; monoatomic ion transmembrane transport; gamma-aminobutyric acid signaling pathway. Gene Ontology annotation, molecular function: extracellular ligand-gated monoatomic ion channel activity; GABA-A receptor activity.
ACCACGCAUGUGUUGAUCCGUGCUGCAGCAACGUGCAUCAGUUCCUCUCUGACCCCAGUGUUAAUCUGCAUUCAGACUGAGGCUCCACUGUGUGUGUGUGUGUGAGUGUGUGUUUUUUUUUCUUUUUUUCAGCUGCUCGAUAUUAAGAGUAGCAUAUUACAGGGGGGGAAGCUUCGCCGUCAGCGGCAGUUUUUGCAGGGCCCCUGUUUAGGGCUGACGAUUGGGCAACUGACACGCACAGAACAGAAAAAAAAAAGAAAAAAAAACCAAGCGACGCGAAAUCAUCAAGCUUUCCACUCGCAUCGAUUUUGUUUUGGCUGAUUUCACACCACCGCACGUCCGCCUCGGGUCUAGAUUUGCAGACCCGCUCCCGCUAACGUGCGUAAUGUAUCGUAGAGAGGAAACACAGUAAAUAAGACGGACACGUCCAUCUGCAAUAAAGAGGAAACGAAGAUGGUGAUGAUGGCUCCACCAAAUUUAGCCUCCAAAUGCUCGACAGCAAUGGCGAAGGCUUCCCUCCCCCUGAAGCUGUUUCUCUGGGUGUUUAUCGUCGUCAAUCUUCCUUCAAGCUCCUUCCAGACUGAUGACGAUGAUGAGGUGUCUAACAAGACGUGGGUGCUGACUCCCAAAGUGUACGAGAGUGACGUCACGCACAUCCUAAACAGCCUACUAGACGGAUAUGACAACAAACUCAGACCUGACAUCGGAGUGAAACCAACAGUGAUCCACACAGACAUGUUUGUCAACAGCAUCGGUCCAGUAAAUGCCAUCAAUAUGGAAUACACCAUCGACAUCUUCUUCGCCCAGACCUGGUACGACAGGAGGUUAAAAUUCAACAGCACGAUGAAGGUCCUGCGUCUCAACAGCAACAUGGUCGGGAAGAUCUGGAUUCCAGACACUUUUUUCCGCAACUCCAAGAAGGCCGACGCCCACUGGAUCACCACGCCCAAUCGCAUGCUCCGAAUCUGGAAUGAUGGACGGAUACUCUACACCCUCAGGUUGACCAUCGACGCCGAGUGCCAGCUUAAACUGAACAACUUCCCAAUGGAUGAGCACUCGUGUCCCCUGGAGUUUUCAAGCUAUGGCUACCCCAGGGAGGAGAUCGUGUACAAGUGGAAGAGGAGCUCAGUGGAGGUUGGGGACAUCCGCUCCUGGAGGCUCUACCAGUUCUCCUUCGUUGGCCUGAGGAACACCUCUGAGAUCGUCAGGACUGUCUCAGGAGACUAUGUGGUGCUGACCGUCUUCUUUGACCUGAGCAGGAGGAUGGGCUACUUCACCAUCCAGACCUACAUCCCCUGCACACUGAUUGUUGUCCUCUCCUGGGUUUCAUUCUGGAUCAACAAGGAUGCAGUACCUGCCAGGACGUCAUUAGGCAUCACCACGGUGCUGACUAUGACCACGCUGAGUACUAUUGCCAGGAAAUCCCUCCCAAAAGUUUCCUAUGUGACUGCAAUGGACCUGUUUGUAUCCGUCUGCUUCAUCUUCGUCUUUGCUGCGCUUAUAGAAUAUGGCACGCUGCACUACUUUGUCAGCAACAGGAAGCCAAGUGCCAAAAAGGACAAGAAGAAGAAAAACCCGCUCCUCCGGCUCUUUUCCUCAAAGCAGACACCCACGGUAGACAUCCGUCCACGCUCAGCCACAGCCAUUCAGAUGAACAACGCCACGCACAUGCAGGAGCGAGACGAAGAGUACGGCUACGAGUGUCUGGACGGGAAGGACUGCACCAGCUUCUUCUGCUGUUUCGAAGACUGCCGCUCCGGAGCCUGGCGGCACGGCAGGUUGCACAUCCGCAUCGCCAAGAUAGACUCAUAUGCACGCAUCUUCUUCCCCACUGCAUUUGGUCUCUUCAACCUGGUCUACUGGGUCUCCUAUCUCUAUCUCUAGGCCUGGGUGUGUACCCAGCCUUAUCAUACAGCUCAUUACAUUCUGCAUAUGCUCUGUGCCAGCAAGGGACAUUUUGAAGGAGGGGACCCACUGAAAUAACCACUGAUUUGAUUCAAAGCAUUUCCUUGAAUUCCUUAGUUUUAAUCUCUUUUAGUCAUUUAUUUAACUCUGACAGACACUGCAAAUCUUGUAGCACUACAUUUAACUGGUAUGAGGAGGUUUGUAGACGUGUUGUGAAAACAUUGAUUGUGUGAGCAUUUAAGAAGAAGUUUUGUGUUUAUGAUUUGAUGACAGACUUUUUAUUUGAAACGUACUCUUUAUUUCCUCUCAAUGGGAUUUUUACUUAUUGCUUUAUUUCUAGAAAGACUCAUUCCUUCUAUAGAAAGCAAUUUAAAUAACUAGCAAUUCAGAUCACAGCAAACGCCUAUCAGAAAACUCAAAACGACAUUAAUUACGUCUUAUGGUUUCUUUUCUCUUGCAUUUUUCACUUACUAAAACACAAAAUCUGAAGCACUUUAAUAGAGCUAUGUUAGACCGUGAUGCUAAUUUAUUUUUUAAUUUAUUACGCUUAAGUGUUAGCACAAUGAAACAUUCUUCAUGUGUGGUCAGACAGAGAGAGAUGAUGCUGUUUAUGGACAAUGCUCAACUGUACAGACACUGUAUAUAUUUUACUAUUACAUAGUGGUUUACAUUUAUUGCAUGCACCUUUCAGGCCAAAAUCAACAUCUUUUAUGGUCUUCUAUUGUUGGCUAUGGAAAAAAAGAGCACUGUUGAUUAUCAUUCAAGAUUUAAUUAUACUAUUUUCUAGGAAAAUUGGAAAAUGAAAUGAUAAAAAAAAAACUGUGCCCAGUUUAUCCGUUUAUAAGUUGAGAAAUCAUCUUUACAUAAUGGUGGGAGGAUCAGCCCAGAUAACUGGUUUAAUCAUUUUCCUCGCAGCUAUUAGCUUACAGUAUAGACAACACUGACCUCUCAUCCUCUCCUCCAUUCGCUGUUAAAAGCGUGCAUUUACAUAAUGACACACUGUAUUUUGGUUAUGCAAGCUUUUACAAGAGAAACUGUAUUAAAACAAAAAAAAAGAAUAAGAAAAAAGAAUUGUUUUUUGCCCCUUUACAUUAGCAGAGUGAGAAAUGAAACUGCGCAACCAGCGGGUGAGUUUCAAAUAGAGAAAUUCAAACUAAUCUACACUUUAAUGCGAAUAUCAAUACAGACAGCUGUUGGGUAUUUUGAAAUCCCUGCAAUGGGACCGGGUUAAUUCUAUGUGUCAUUCUUUCCGAAAGAAAAAAAGCCUGAAAAAAUGUGAAUUGAUAUCAAAUAAACUUAAGAGCUUCAUUCAAGUAAAAAAAAAACAUCUGCUUGUGUCGAGAAAAGCUGUGUAAGCCUUAUUAUCAAGCAUCACACUUCCCGUCUCUUUGAGGAGAAACACAUUGAGAAUGUAAAUUAUUACAUGGAGAGGAAAUCGAUUCACUGGCUGGGCAGAAGUUCAUUAUUUUUAUAUUUUUCUUUACUUUUGGCUCCAUUAAAAUUAGCUUCGAAUGCUGCAAUGUUGCGGGACGAGAGCGGAGAACACAGCGAAAGCAUCUGAAUUGUAAAUGUUGUGUAUGAUAACACGUGACGCACAUGAAUCACGACCCCUUGCAGAUCACAGUUUUGAUAGACACCAGUAUGCAACAAAUGGAGACAGUGCUUCGGUACGAUUUGUAAACUCACAAGGAAUGGGUGUAAAUCACAUUGUUUAUGUACAUAAAUUAUGAACGGAAGAAAAACACUCGUCAAGCCCUUGGGAUUUUGUAAAAGGGUAUAUAUUUUGUAAUUUCAGCAUUGUUACAGUAUAUCAUCCUACAGUAUAUUAGACUUAUUGUAUUAUGCUGGACUGACCAUGUAGAAUAUUUGGGGGUAAUGGGGUAUUUAUUUAUUUAUUCAUUGAUGGUAUUUAUUUAUUCAUUUUAAUGAGAACAAAAAAAGUAUUUUAUGUCCAUAUAGCCCCUGAAAAGAAACACAGAAUGCUGUCAUUUAUAUCAAAGAUACAUUUUUGUUUGAUGUGUCAAUGGAGCUUGAGCUUAUUUAUCUUGUGUUUUCUAUGUUGUGAUCGAUGUACACUACUCUCACAAAGGCCUGUCAAACUGUUAUAUCUGUUGAAUUAGUGAGUUGCAACAUUACCUGUUGUGCAGCUUCUGAGUAGUAGACUUGAAUAUAUUUCAGGGGGAAAAAAAAUCACAAAAAACAGUUCCCGAGCCACCAGAAGAAGAACAUUUGCUCGUCUAAGUGACUAUUGAUUAUUUCCACUUUUUUUCCACCUCCACAAGGGUUUUUCAUUGGUCUUGAUAUCCUUAAUCUUUAAUAAAGCAUCAGUGAUGACACUAACACAUGCAUUUACUAGAUUAUCUCAUAUUUCCUAAAGGUUCUUUCCUUUUGUAUUCAAUGGUGGACCUGUUGUGUUUCCGAAGCUGCCGCUCACAGUAGUAGUCUAAACCUGUCUUCAGUGUGCACAUACUCUUAUCGCUCACAUCUUUAGGGACGUACGUGUGUCAAUAGCGACGUAGACUGGUCAUCAUCAGUGUUCUGUAGUUUAAAGAAGUGUAGAAGAGUGAUUACAUCCUAUAAAGUGCCAAACUGACACACACAUGCAAUAGAGAAUAUCAAACUAAAAUAUCAUUUGUGAAUCCACUUUUACUGCCUUGAAGAAGAGACAUAUGCGAAUAGCGAAGGUUCUCUUGAAGGAAAUGUUAUACAGUGGAAGUUGGACACACCGAUGUUCCCUGUUUUUUAUGUUUAUGCUUUUUUCUGUUUGUUUUUUCAUAUGGUACAGAACCAAUUAUUCAACUGUAGACCAGUCCAAUAAAAUCAAAUUGUUGUAUCAGGGUGAAGAGGGAGACAUCUCCGAUUCAGACUGUUUCUGACUUUAUCAGUACGCUGGGUUUGUAAAUAACCGAGCAUGUCUUGUGUUUGAACAGUGGUGCAGAAAAACAUACUUUAUGGUAUUUUAUUUUUUUCCAUGAUGAUAAAAGCUUGUUUAUUAUUUAAUUCUGAUUUAUUUUUUGUGCACUCUACUGUAAAUGCAGAUCUAUAAAGGUGUACGGGAGAUACUGUUUAUAUUCAGUAGUGUGCAUGUUGAGUAUGUUUUUCAGAAUUGGGACGAACUCAAGCAGUGUUUCAUCCGGUCUCAGUCCUUCGCCUGCACUGACAUGGACUUUUACGACAAUGUAAUUAUUUUUGACAGAGUGAUUUUAUUUAUUUUGAGACCCACAAAUGACACAUAUAUGUGAACAGCACAUGUAGAUAUUUUCUAUUGUUAUGUAUUUUGUCAAACUGCAGAAAAAAAACAAAAUAUUGCGCACUGGAAUUACAGGGCUCUGUUAAAGGUAUCCGAGAACAAACUGAAUUUCAUAUGAUCCUCAUACAUACAUUAUGUUAGUUGUUUGCCAUCUAUGUAUAUUUGAGUAUUGUAUAAUAGGGGCACUGAUCAAUUCUGUUAGGGUCUGCAUAAUAUACUAUAAAUGUACUGGAAAAACAUCCUUUUCAUAAGGAAAUUGCACAUAGCUGUGGAAUUUUACAAUAAAAUGGUUGCAUUUA